Rotaria sp. Silwood2 is the source of this 339-nucleotide messenger RNA. The record is from the annotation of a GenBank genome assembly. NCBI's taxonomy places the organism in Eukaryota, Metazoa, Rotifera, Eurotatoria, Philodinida, Philodinidae.
AUGUUAUUAAUAAUAACAACAAUAACAGCAAUAAUAAUAACAGUAGCAAUAACAAUAACAAUUGCAACAACAACAGCAAUAACAAUAACAGUAGCAACAACAACAACAACAACACAAAAAAUUUCUAAAUCAUCUUCUUAUAAUUUAUAUGAACAACUUCAACUUCCUCAUUCAUCUCGUCAAGUACAUAAUGUUAAAUUAUCAACGCAUUUCACACCACCAUUGCUUAAUGAUAAUAUACAUCGAAAUAAUAAUUUCAAACAACAACAACAACCAUUUCAACGGUGUUUUAAAUGUGGCUUUUUAGAUCAUAUAGCUCGUCAUUAUUACCAUUUCUGA